GGCUUGGGGGCCGGCGGGAUUUUGGGAUGAGCUUUGGGAUCCCUUCCAAAGCCUUCCGCGGUCCCGCGGCUCGGCCUGCGGAGCUGUUACAACGCCAGGUCGCGGCCUCUCGCGCGUUUCGCCCCGUGGAACGGCGUCGUUCCCCGUGGAAUGGUGUCAACCCCCUUUGUGAGAGCUGCAAAUCCCCAGCUCGCUACAGGCCGGUUUUAAAAAUAACUGUUUCUCGCCAUAAAUUCUGCCCCCCUCCCCGAAGUCGCUGGCCCUGAGUAACUAUUUCUCUCGGGACAGCGACCGAACCUCCCGGGAGAGGUUUCCUCGCUGCUCCAAAGGCAGCUCCCAUACGAUGGCAGCAGAGACCCGCAGCUGCUUUAAGGGAAUUUUUACCCGGAACUCCAUCAAAAGAAGAACUUUCCUCGGCAAAACCGAAGCAGAAAAAAAAUUCAAAAAAUCACCCUCAUAUGUAAGGAUGUGGCAUGGUCUGAUUAAUCAACAAGAGCUGGGCUGCCAUGAUGAUGUAACUGUGACUGCAAUAUUUUGGCUGAAAAGUCGAGGAAGGGGGGGACCAAUGGAAUUGGGCUCGGGAAAAUUGCUGCCUGCCCUGACCUACUUGUUAAAAAGGAAAAAAAAAAAAAUAAAAGCAUCAAUUAAAAGACUCCGAGAUGAAAAGAAUUCCCAUCCUGCUCCAGGGCUCACGAGCACUAAUCCUGCCAACCAAGCAGUCCAAAAGGAAGAAGGUUUUUAUUUCAUAUCCAGACUUCUUAUUCCAUGCAGGAAGAGACUCCAAGGUCAACUCGGAGCCGGAGUUCGGGGACCGGGAAGGAGGGUUGGCCCCGAUGGGUCAGACCUGGGGCAUCCAAACUCUCCUCUUGGCAGCACUUGGGGAUGGAAAAGCCAUUUUUCUCUUCCUUCCAGGCACUGGCAACGUCCCCCUCGGGGUUUUUCCAGAGUUUUUUUUACGGGCUUCUCUUCCGCUGCUCCGGGGAAUAUUCAGGACAUCCCGCUGCCCUGGAGGUGGAAUUCCAGCACCCACAGGGAAAAAGGCAGGGCAGAGCAUUCCUUGUUUCCCUCCUCUGGAUGCAGCAUCCCCAGGAGAUGCCAGUUGGGAGCCAAACCUUCAGCUCGGAGCCGACCGCGGGCAAUAAAUUUUCCAUUUACGAGCUCUCGGAGAGCUGAUGGAUUGGAGCUGUUAAAGCCCCAAAACCUGAGCAAUUCCUCUGGAGAAGGAAAAGCAAACACCUGGAGCACAGCUAUGGUUUGGUUCUUUCCUUAAAGGGGAAAAAAAAAAAAAAAUCAAAAUAAUUUAAAAAUCAAGAGCCUUUUUUCACCCCAGGCACUCAGGACUUGGCAUCUCCCCGAAGUUCAGGUGUUCCACAGAUCCCAGUUCAGCCUCUCCUGGGUUAUGGCACUUGGAUGGUGUUAUUUUUCCACCUGAAUCCUUCCUUAAUCCCCGUAUUUUCUCCUGAAUCCUCCCAGGAUCCUUUUCUGUAGUGAUUUAUACAAAUGCACACUACUUAGAAAGCCUGUUUUCCUCUAAAUUCGCAGCAUUUCAGAAUUCUUGGAUCCCUCCCAGCAUUUCUAGGGCUUGCAGGGGAAGAGGAAGAAUCAAAAUCUUGCUGUUACCAAGCGUUCCUGUUCAGAAAAACAGCAAAACCAAGGCCUAAAACUACUCCAAUUAACAGUUCAAAUGUAACUAUUUGGAAAAACAAACAAAAAAAGUUAAAUCCAGAGAAAAUUCUCUUUUGAAAGGAGAUCAGAUUUGGGGCAAAAACUGGGUGACAGAAUCCCUCUGAAUUCUUUCCACUUUGGGGAAAGAAGGAGAAAAAAUAAAAAUAAAAAUAAUAAUAAAAAAUAAAAUA
This is a messenger RNA of Pipra filicauda (Wire-tailed manakin), 1856 nucleotides long. RefSeq lists its product as uncharacterized. Bases 344 to 1270 code for a protein of 308 amino acids. The record is from RefSeq and is a predicted model, not a curated record. The transcript has 5 exons. NCBI's taxonomy places the organism in Eukaryota, Metazoa, Chordata, Aves, Passeriformes, Pipridae.